GCCGUCCGCCGCCCGCGGGCGCCUUCCCUGCUCACUUGCCGCGGGUGCCCGGCCCUCCGGCCGCUCUCCUCCCGUCCUCCGCCGCUCCGUCCCGCCCCGUCCAGCCCGUGCCGCCCGGCUCCCGCAGGCCCCCCACGCCGCCCGCGUUCCUAUGGACAGAAGCACGGACACCUGCAGGAAAGACACCACUGAUCCUGUAACAUGGAGGACUGUCUUCAUACCUCAUCUGAGAAUUUGUCCAAAUUGGUCAGCUGGGCCCACAGCCAUGGGACCAUUUGCAGCCUCAUUCCAAACUUGAAACACUUGCUUUCUGAAGGUUCCCAUGGGAACCUGACUGCAAUGUGGGGCUGUAGUGCUGGCCAUGCCUAUCACUGGCCUCUCACAGCUAUCUGCAGAGCUGGAUCACAAGAGAGGGUCUGUUUCCAAGACAACAGAAGUUUUAACUCUGAUAGUCCCAGUAUAAUUGGGGUGCCUUCUGAGACACAGACUAGCCCUGUUGAAAGGUACCCUGGGAGACCAGUGAAAGCAAAGCUAGACUGCAAUCGGACCAGAGACUCUUGUGACUUCUCUUAUUGCAGUGAGCCCUCUGAACUAGAUGAAGCUGUGGAAGAGUAUGAAGAUGAAAACACCCUGUUUGACAUGGUUUGUGAAUCUUCCGUUACAGAUGAGGAUAGUGACUUUGAACCCCAAACUCAAAGGCCUCAAAGUAUCACUCGCAAAAGACCAGGAAUACUCCCAUCUUCACUCCAUUCAGGCUCCCAGGUGCAAAUGGUUGAUGAAUGCAGCAAUGAUGUCAUCAUCAAGAAAAUAAAACAAGAGAUACCAGAAGAUUAUUAUAUUGUGGCAAAUGCAGAGCUCACAGGAGGAGUAGAUGGACCAGCCUUGUCAUUGACACAAAUGGCAAAACCCAAGCCUCAGACUCAUGCUGGUCCCUCCUGUAUAGGAUCUGCUAAGCUGAUUCCCCAUGUAACAUCUGCCAUCAGCACGGAGCUAGAUUCACAUGGUUUGUCUGCAUCCCCGUCUGUGAUCUCGAGAUCAAUCAUCCCAAAGACUACUAGGGUAUCUCUGGCUUCACCAAGCAGAGGACCUCCCCCUGGUGCCCAUGGCACCAACCAGCAGGCAGCAUUGCAGAUGCCUGUGAGCACAUCCCAUCCAAACAAACAGAUCAGUAUUCCUUUGUCUGCCCUGCAGCUGCCAGGACAGGAUGAGCAAGUUGCUUCUGAAGAGUUCUUACCCCAUCUGCCCAGCCAGGUCUCAUCGUGUGAAGUAGCCCUUUCUCCCUCAGUGAACACAGAACCAGAAGUAAGCUCCAGUCAACAACAGCCUCCAGUCGCUCCAACCAUAACAACUGAAGCAACAGCACAGUGCAUACCAGACCAGGAUGAAAGAGCAGCUGAGCUCAGCAGAGAGCAGAACGAGAAAACCAUCCGGAGCACACAGACUGCGCUCCGCAAUUUCCCUUACUCUACUAAGCUGAACAAAUUUCCUGUGUUUAAUAUUAAUGAUGACUUGAGUGAUCUGUGCACCAGUGCAGUAAGCCCAAAUACCACUAAAGCCACGCGGUAUGCACUGAACGUGUGGCGCUACUGGUGCAUGACCAACGGGCUCAAGGAUCACACGGACAUCACCAAGAUCCCUGCAGUGAAGUUGAAUGAACUGCUUGAAAAUUUUUACGUCACCGUUAAGAAGAGUGACGGCUCCGACUUCCUGGCCACCUCGCUCCAUGCCAUCCGCCGAGGCUUGGACCGCAUCCUGAAGAACGCAGGCGUGGGCUUCUCUAUCACCAGCAGCACCUUCAGCUCUUCCACCAAGAAACUCAAGGAGAAGCUGUGGGUGCUGAGCAAGGCGGGGAUGUCGGGCGCCCGUUCUCGAAAUAUCGUCUACUUCUCUCUUUCUGACGAGGAGGAGAUGUGGCAGGCAGGGUGUCUAGGGGACGACAGCCCUAUCACUCUCCUGUCCACUGUGGUCAAGUACAACAGCCAAUACCUGAACAUGCGGACACUGCAGGAGCACGCAGAUUUGAUGUAUGGGGACAUCGAACUGCUCAAGGACCCACAGAACCAGCCCUACUUUGCCCGGACAGACAGCGUCAAGCGGGAGAGUCGGAGCGGUUCCACCAGAGUGUGUCAUGGGAAAAUCUACCAUGAGCAUUCCAGGGGACACAAACAGUGCCCAUACUGCCUCCUUUACAAGUACAUGUAUAUCCACCGGCCACCCACCCAGAUGGAGGCCAAGUCCCCCUUCUACCUGACUGCCAGGAAGGAGGCCACAGACAUGGGCAGUGUAUGGUAUGAGGAGCAGAGGAUGGGACUGCGGUCUCUCCGGGGAAUUGUCCCAAACUUAGCCAAGAAGGUCAAGCUGGAAAACUGUGAGAACUUCACUUUUGUCUCUUUUACUCAGGUCUCCAGGAGGCUUGGCUCCCACAGCUGCUGCCAGUGAGCCCCCUGGGUCCAGGCUUCUGCCUGGCCACCCAGAGGCCAGAGUCAGCAGCAGCCCAAAGCUCUGGGAUGGUGGAGGCUGGCCGCAUGUGACACCAGGGACCUGCUGGUCUUCAGCAGCGUGGCCUGCUGUCCCUCUGACUUGGAGUUUGUUUUUAAAUCAAAGUAGGUGAAUCUAUAUAAUUUGGCUCUUUUAUCCAAAUAUGUGUCACCUUCACUCAGUCACAGAAGCAAACACAAUAUAUAAUUGCUAGCCACAAGAGUGAGGAAAUUCAUUUUAUCUAGUGCCUUUUUCGCACAGGUUUUCUGGAAGAAAAAAAAAAAAAUCAAAACUGUUUAAAUAUCAUGUUUAAAAAUCCCAGUAGCCCAGUAGCUUUAGAAUGUCACGAAGGCUGUACACUUCGUUGAAUUACAUUCUCAAUGAAGAACCAGAAAGAGGGAGGCAGACAUGUUAGAGAAGAAUCGCAUGUGACACGCCUUUGUUCUGCUGGUGGAUGACCUGAUCCUACAGAGCAGCAGCCUUGCGUGAGACUGUCCCACAGCAUCUGCUGAGGGAGAGGAUUUUAUGAAAAGAUUAAUACACCAAAAGGAUGUUUGUGAGAACAAGGUUUCCAGUGAGCUAGACUGUGUGUACAACAAAAGAGUUCUAGUAGUGAAAGAAAAAGGCUUGGGAAAGCUACGUGUGAUCCAAAUGUGAAAACCUCUGAAGCAGAAGUGCCUACGUCUUAGUUCUCAGCACCAUGUGAGAGCGCUUUUCAUUUGAACAUUUUGUAGAGGCUGUUGCUGUUGUUUAGAGUCUGUUCUUCAUGUCAUAGUUUUCCUGUCAGUAUAUAGCCCUGGAUGUGUAAAACAACUAACAGUACUGUUCAGGCUUACCCUGGAAAGUCCAACAAAACGAGCUACAGGGGGUAAAAAAAAAAAAGCCCCAAAUGUGUUUAUUAAAAGCUUUGAAAUAUUUUUAAUCAAAGUAUGACUUUUUGAGCCACAAUAGAUGUCAUCCUUUCAAGGUUAGCACUAUGAUUUGGGCAGUCUAGCAAGUAAGCAAACCCAGCAUUAAGGGAGUAGUGGUAACAAGAGCAUAAUGAUAAAUGACAAAAUGCAGUUUGAAACCAUUUCACUCAGGUAAAACUCAACCUGACCACUUGUUUAAACAUCAGCAGAGCCAGGUGUGGUGACAUAUGCCUAUAAUCCCAGCAUUGGGGAAGCUGAGGCAGAAGGAUCAC
This is a messenger RNA of Octodon degus (degu), 3661 nucleotides long. RefSeq names its product KIAA1958 ortholog. The transcript has 5 exons. The coding region runs from base 202 to 2439 and encodes 745 amino acids. The record is from RefSeq and is a predicted model, not a curated record. NCBI's taxonomy places the organism in Eukaryota, Metazoa, Chordata, Mammalia, Rodentia, Octodontidae.